GUCACUUGAGUUCGUUCGCCUGGUCAACAACAGCGGAGAAAGCGAGACGAGAAGAGAAGAGAGUGAGAAGCGCGAAGAAUCCCGGCAUAUCCGUAUCCCGAGAGUCCCGACGAUCCGUAGUUCCAAAGUUUUCGCCGCGGAACCGCGAAUUCCAGUUACCCAGUAUCCCCAACACCACAUAAAAAUAUGUGCCUUUCAUCCCCGAUUCCCGGCCAGAAACAGGGGCCGGCUCCCUGCAAUGGAUCCUGCAGCCUGGACAGGAAUGGCAAUCGCAGCGCCUCGACUGUUCCAAAUGGAGGAGAGCUGAAGCACAGAGGCACCAAUGGCACAUCACACACCCUAAUCAAGGAUGAGGAUAAUCUGGGCUACAAAGAGGAGAAUGCGGUAUACAAGGAGCAAGUCCUGGAGCAGGAGAAGCUUCUGCAGGAUCAGAAGGUGAAGGAGUCGGAGGCAGAGGAGGAGGAGGAGUAUCACCCACAGAUCAGAUGGCCCGAUCUCGGGGCCCAGACCUUCCUGCACAUCGGCGCCCUCUACGGAUUGUACCAGCUCUUCUACGCCAACUUCUACACAUUCCUUUGGGUGGUGAUCACCGUUUGGGUUUCUGGCAUCGGAAUCACGGCGGGAGCACAUCGACUUUGGUCCCAUAAAUCCUACACGGCCUCCUUGCCACUGAGGAUUCUGCUGGCCUUUGCUUUUUCCAUUGCGGGACAGAGAGAUGCCUACACGUGGGCUUUGGAUCAUAGGAUACACCACAAGUUCUCGGAGACUGAUGCCGAUCCGCACAAUGCUAAGCGAGGCUUUUUCUUCGCCCACGUGGGCUGGCUUUUCCUCACCCCCCAUCCCAAGGUCGUGGCCAAGAGGAAGGUCAUCGAUAUGUCGGAUCUGGAGGCGGAUGCGGUUUGCAUGUUCCAGCGGAAGUACUACAUCCCCCUGUUCGCCCUCUGCUCCAUCGUUUUGCCGGUGGCUGUGCCCUGGUAUUUCUGGAACGAGGACCUCUGGAUGUCCUUCUGGAUCAACUUCAACAUGCGAUUCACAUGGACCCUCAACGUCGCCUUCUUCGUGAACAGCGUGGCGCACAUGUAUGGCAACAAACCAUACGACAAGAACCUUAUGUCCACUGAGGCCCCCAUCGUCUCCCUGCUGGCCAUGGGAGAGGGAUGGCACAACUACCACCACGUCUUCCCCUGGGACUACAAGACGGGCGAGUUUGGCAACUAUAGCCUCAACAUCACCACCGGUUUCAUUGACUUCUGCGCCUGGCUGGGCCUGGCCACAGGACGUAAAUCGGUAUCCCCUGAUAUGGUUUUGAGGAGAGCCAAGAAAUGCGGCGAUGGAACUCGCUUCCUGGACGACGACUUCGCCCACAAGGAUCCGGUGUGGGGAUUCGGGGACAAGGACAUUCCCCGCGAGGACAUCGUGGAGCUGGCCAAGAUGCAAAACUAAGCUCUUUAGCCAUGUGUAUUAUGUUUUCAGCCUGUGGUUUUUCUAGUAUUAAGUUUGUAGCACCAAGCCAUGCCUUUUGCUUAUGCUUAAGUGACCUAAGCUUUCACUUGAAGUUUGCAGAGAUUUCGAAUGAAAGUUGUGAUCUUUUACGCGAGGCAUUUGACCCAUUACCCCCAUCCCAUCCCAGGAUCAAUAGGAUCGUCGUAUAGGGACGCUAAUCUCCCAUCGUUGCUUUCGUUACUUACCUGCGGGUCAAUAAACUAUGUUUUGUAUUAUAA
This is a messenger RNA of Drosophila takahashii, 1721 nucleotides long. RefSeq names its product stearoyl-CoA desaturase 5. The record is from RefSeq and is a predicted model, not a curated record. NCBI's taxonomy places the organism in Eukaryota, Metazoa, Arthropoda, Insecta, Diptera, Drosophilidae. Gene Ontology annotation, cellular component: endoplasmic reticulum membrane. Gene Ontology annotation, molecular function: stearoyl-CoA 9-desaturase activity; iron ion binding. Gene Ontology annotation, biological process: unsaturated fatty acid biosynthetic process.